Molecule: messenger RNA, 1269 nt
Organism: Lemur catta (Ring-tailed lemur)
Lineage: Eukaryota; Metazoa; Chordata; Mammalia; Primates; Lemuridae
Gene: HACD2
Product: 3-hydroxyacyl-CoA dehydratase 2
Exons: 7
Coding region: 154-918 (254 amino acids)
Biological process (GO): sphingolipid biosynthetic process; fatty acid elongation; very long-chain fatty acid biosynthetic process
Cellular component (GO): endoplasmic reticulum membrane
Molecular function (GO): 3-hydroxyacyl-CoA dehydratase activity
Source: RefSeq, a predicted model, not a curated record
GCCCUCACCUAAGAUGGCGGCCACCGUGGGCGCUGUCCCCGGCCCCGCCCCGCGGCCCCGCCCCGCCUCUCCUUCGUCCCUCCCUCCGCCCCCUCGCCUGGCCAAGUCCGGCCGCGGUGCUCGCGCAGGCAGAGUGGGUUCCCGGGACUUGAUAUGGCGGCAGCGGCGGCUACUGCGGCAACCAAGGGAAAUGGGGGCGGCGGUGGCCGGGCUGGGGCCGGCGAAGCCAGCGGCACGCGGAAGAAGAAGGGCCCGGGGCCUCUGGCCACGGCGUACCUGGUCAUCUACAAUGUAGUGAUGACGGCGGGGUGGCUGGUUAUAGCCGUUGGUCUGGUGAGAGCAUACCUGGCUAAGGGUAGCUACCAUAGCCUUUAUUAUUCAAUUGAAAAGCCUUUGAAAUUCUUCCAAACUGGAGCCUCAUUGGAGAUUUUACAUUGUGCUGUAGGAAUUGUUCCAUCUUCUGUUGUCCUGACUUCUUUCCAGGUGAUAUCAAGAGUUUUUAUGAUAUGGGCAGUGACACAUAGCGUCAAAGAGGUACAGAGUGAAGACAGUGUCCUCCUGUUUGUUGUUGCCUGGACACUCACGGAAAUUGUCCGUUACUCCUUUUAUACAUUCAGUCUAUUAAACCAUCUGCCUUACCUCAUCAAAUGGGCCAGGUACACACUUUUCAUUGUGCUGUACCCGAUGGGAGUGUCAGGAGAACUGCUCACAAUGUAUGCAGCCCUGCCCUUUGUCAGACAGGCCGGCCUGUACUCCAUCAGUUUACCCAACAAGUACAAUUUCUCCUUCGACUACUAUGCGUUCCUGAUCCUAGUAAUGAUCUCCUACAUUCCCAUUUUCCCCCAGUUGUACUUCCACAUGAUACAUCAGAGAAGAAAGGUCCUAUCUCAUACUGAAGAACACAAGAAAUUUGAAUAGUUCCUGCUUUCUGCACAUCCCCCCAAAAAAACAAACUUUUCAAUGAUCAAAAAAUGCUGCAGACUUUUUGAGUUCCCAAUACGUUUCAUAGAAAAUAAGUAAGAACUAUUUUUAAAAUAUUUAAAAUAAAACAAAAACCAAAAUCCAGUGUCAUGUGGGCCUGGGAUUUUCUAUUUUAAAAGGCUGUUACAUAAAACAUCCUGGCCAGUCCAUUUCAGCAUGCUCUUUCUUUCAACCAGAAGUUCCCAAUAUUUAUGAUGGCGCUAGAAAGAGAUUUGGCAUUUUAUAUCCUCCUGUGUCCUUCAUGUAUCUGAUAAAUAAAUAUCUGUAACACUAAAUACUUGGAAGUUA